This is a messenger RNA of Pectinophora gossypiella (pink bollworm), 1960 nucleotides long. RefSeq names its product organic cation transporter protein-like. Gene Ontology annotation, molecular function: transmembrane transporter activity. Bases 246 to 1841 code for a protein of 531 amino acids. The record is from RefSeq and is a predicted model, not a curated record. Gene Ontology annotation, biological process: transmembrane transport. Lineage: Eukaryota; Metazoa; Arthropoda; Insecta; Lepidoptera; Gelechiidae. The transcript has 8 exons. Gene Ontology annotation, cellular component: membrane.
CUCGUUGAAACUGGUAGUUUUGUAGUAUCUUGUGAUGCGCAGACGCGUCUUAACGGUUUCCUAAUAUAUUUGAUCACAAAAAUGGAUCUGCGUACCUAACUUCAAGAUUCGACAGGUCCGGUUUUUACGCAAGCAACUGCUUGUCUGACCUUCCUACCCGAAGGGAAAACCAGCCCAAUACAGGUUAGGUCGCAUAUCUUCGAAACGCAUAGCCAUAUUUCUGUAAAUCAAGAGACACUUCCAAAAUGGAGGCACAGAAGCACCAUGACAUAGUGGAAGUACUGGACAAGUUUGGCAGGUAUCAGUGGGCGCAGUAUUUCUGGGCGUGUCUACCAUCGUUGGUGGUUACAAUGGUCAACAUCAACUUUGUGUUCGUCGCUGGUGACAUGGACUACAGAUGCAAGAUACCAGAAUGUGAAACAGUGGACUCGACAUCACAACAGCCAUCGUGGUGGCCUAGUGCGACCUUAGACCAAUGUUCAAAACCGCUACUGUCCGAUGACUUCUACCUGCAAAAAGGACCGUGUUCCAAAGCAAGUUUUACCAAAGAGACCGGCAGAUGUACUGAGUGGAUCUACGAGAGUAAUAAUACUAUAGUUUCGGAGUUAAACUUGGCGUGUCAACCAUGGAAGAUCAACCUGGUGGGUACGAUACACAACAUUGGGAUGCUUUUCUCCAUGCUCAUAUGUGGUUGGAUGUCAGACAGGUUUGGGCGUAAACCUACUAUGAUAUUCUGCGCGACAGCCUGUGUUAUCGGUCAUCUAAAGCAGUUCGCAACCUCAUAUUACAUGUACGUCACCGUCGAAUUCUUCGAAGCCAUGGUCUCUGGAGGGGUCUACUUGUCUACUUCUGUCAUGUUGAUAGAACUUGGAAGCAAACAGAACCGGGUCUUUGCUGGUGUAUUACUGGCCUGUGUCAUCUACUGCGGAGAGUCCCUCUUCGCUGGGAUAGCCAUGCUCGUCCCCUACUGGAAGAACUUGAUAAGAAUUAUCAACACACCAUCAGUAUUCUUCAUCACUUACCUAUUCUUCUUCAAAGAGAGUCCGCGGUGGCUCGUGGUAAACGGAAAAGCUGAAGAAGCGAAGAAGAUGAUAGAAAACAUAGCUGAUGUUAAUAAAAUUCCAAUCAACAAGCAGGAUUUGAAGGAAAUCGAUGAGGAAAAGCUAAAAUUAAUAUUUAAUAUAACUAAUUACGAAGUCAAAGAAGGUUACAAAGAUAUAUUUAGGUCCACAGAGAUUAUGAAGCGACUUGCGGUCUCCUGUUUCUGUAGAUUCACAUGUGGAUUUGUGUAUUACGGUCUGAUGUUUAAUUCCGUGUUGCUACCAGGGAAUAAACAUAUAAACUUUUUGCUAUCCACUGUGAUGUCGUUUCCAGGAGAGCUUAUGGCACUGUAUCUGAUGAACAAAGUUGGUAGAAAACUGCCGCUCAUCGUGGGGUACUUGCUCUGUGGCGCCAUGUGUGUCUCUUCUGCGUAUGUUACGGCGAUCUGGGGGAAGAUUGCGAUGUUUCUACUGGGCAAGAUGGUGAUAUCGGCGUGUUUCACUGGCAUCAUUACGUACACCAUGGAGCUGUUCCCCACCAGUACGCGGGCCAGCCUGCUGGGGUUCGGAUCCAUACUGUCAAGAACGGGGGCCAUGCUCGCGCCACUCACCCCAAUGCUGAUGCCAAUAGCGCAGGUGCUUCCGUCAGUGUUUUUCGGCGGUUCAGCGCUGAUCUCCGGGUUACUCCUAAUCCUAACUCCAGAAACCAAGGACUUACCACUUCUGGACACCAUAGAGCAAGUGGACACCCUCGCCAGACAGACCAGGGAAAUGAAAAAACAGUCCAACAAACAGAUAUAGGGGUCUACUUGAAGUCAAACGCCUUUUGUAAGUAGUGCGUAUUUUAAUACAACAACACCCAAUAUAGUACUAUAAGUAAUUAUAAUACUGUAAUUAAAAGCAUAAUCAUUAAGAAAAUA